Messenger RNA from Diabrotica virgifera virgifera (western corn rootworm), 1295 nucleotides. RefSeq names its product chitotriosidase-1. Gene Ontology annotation, cellular component: extracellular region. The record is from RefSeq and is a predicted model, not a curated record. Gene Ontology annotation, biological process: carbohydrate metabolic process; chitin catabolic process. The transcript is spliced from 8 exons. Gene Ontology annotation, molecular function: chitin binding; chitinase activity. Bases 82 to 1230 code for a protein of 382 amino acids. NCBI's taxonomy places the organism in Eukaryota, Metazoa, Arthropoda, Insecta, Coleoptera, Chrysomelidae.
GGUGUAAUAAGACUACGAUUUAUUUAGUAGUUAUUUUAACUGGUAAUAGGUGCAAUAAUUGACUUGGAUUUUUUAGUAAUAAUGAAGGCGGUACUACUAGUUUUGGCUUGUGUUUUAGUUUCUGCUUACUCCCAAUGUGAUGAAAAACCAGAUGUUGAAGUAGUUUGCUACUGGGGAAGCUGGUCUGUAUACAGAAAAGAAACCGGCAAAUUUGCAACUAAAGACAUUGAUGUAAAAAGUUGUACCACAGUUAUAUAUGCAUUUGCAGGUAUUAAUUUAGAUCAAAAGACAACAUCACUGGACACGUAUAAAGAUUUAGACUUAAAGGGCUUUGCAAAUUUUACAGCCCUUAAACAAGACAACCCUUGUUUGACAACAAUGUUAGCUAUUGGUGGCUGGAAUGAAGGUUCUCGAAAAUAUUCUGUGAUGGCAAAUUCCAAACAACUACGUGAAGAUUUUGCAGACAGUGUUAUAGCAUUUCUAGCCUACUAUGGAUUUGACGGUGUCGACAUAGAUUGGGAAUAUCCCACUACCAGAGGUGGUAUUAAAGAAGAUGGAGAAAAUUUUAUUUCCCUUUUACAGGCACUAAAGAGUAGGUUUGAAAAGUACGAACUAAAACUCUCCAUUGCUGUUUCCAUAGAUGUAGACUUGAUUAACACAGCGUAUGUAGUACCAAAAUUAGCUGAUUUAGUUGAUAACGUCAAUGUAAUGGCUUACGACUAUGUGACAUCAGAGUCAAACGUGACUGGACUCUCUUCUCCCUUGUCAAAAAUAAAAGAUACGAUUUCCCAUUGGCUGAAAGCAGGACUACCAUCAAAAAAGCUUUACCUUGGAAUUCCAGCCUAUGCAAAGACUUUUAUAUUAGCAAAUGAAAGUAAUGCGGAUAUAGGUGCUAAAGUCACAGGACAAGGAGAUCCAGGAGAGUUUACUCAGGAAGCAGGAUUGUUGGCAUAUUACGAGGUAAAAUCUUUGAUGAAUGAUCCCAGUGAGGUGGCUACAACUGUUGAUGAUACAAACUAUUUUAGCUUUGCUCAGUACUGGUUUACAUUUGAUACACCUGAGACCGUCACGACGAAAGUUAACUAUGCAAUGGAUCAACAACUUGGAGGCAUUAUGUUUUGGGCCCUUGAACUAGACGAUUUUAAUGGAGAUUAUGGUGAUAAAUAUCCGUUAUUACAUGCUAUAACAGAUGCUAUCGCAAAUUACAAAUCUUCCAGUAGUAAAAAAUAAAUAAGAGAAAAUAAGAAAUAUUUAUAUUUUUUGAUUUAUAUUAAAAUAAAAAGUAAAACUAUUAA